UGUUCAACCAUGGAAAUAUUCGGGAAGAAAUUCUUAUUCUUUGUCCUUCUUUUAAUAGCAAUUUUUGCUAUUAAAAGUUCUUCCUGCCAGGAAGAAUAUGUCAGUGAUCACUAUAAAGUUUCAAGUUAUUCUGAAGGAAAAUCAAAUGGAUCCGAAGAUUGUUGCCUUCCAGGUGAUUACUACUUAAUCUCCAAUAUCCUGGUUUAUUACUACGCCUAUACCCAAAAUCAUUCAGGCCUACAUAACGACAAGAACAGCCCCAUUAGCAUUGCUGCUUCCGGAACUAUUGUCCAUGUUAAUGAAGGAAAUAUUUAUUUCUGGGGAGAAUCCACGAAAACCAUUCAAGCGAUCAUUUCAAAGGAGAAUAUGAGCUUAUUAGUCAAGUUUCUAAAUAACAUUGACGUUGAAAAAAUAUUCAAUGAAUUAAUUGGCGUGAAAGUUCUCUCAGAAGAAACAAUUUCCUUUGCUAAAAGCUCUAAGAAUCUUUUAGAAGUUCUCUUGAAAAAAAGCAACAAUACCGGAUUUCUCAUUAAUCUCAAUGGAGCUCCACUCUAUGCUGAUCUCUUCAAGAAAUCCUUCAUACAUUUAGAAGCCAAAACAUCCCCUCUUUGUGAAUUAAUUACCACAGAAGACAUAAAAGAAUUCCUCGUGAUCAUUGGAGAAAAAAGCUCCAUCAUAAAAUGCUUGAGAUCCAUUGAGAAUUAUCAUGAAACAGGAUGGAGAGUGAAAUAUUUCACAUAUUCUGAUAAAAUUACACCAGAAAUGCUGAUUGAGUGUGAAAAAGCGUGGAAAUAUGUUUUUGGAGAUUUUCUCCUUUGCAAAACUUUGGUAAAUGAAACUCACAACUUUUUGAACGAUCUUGGGCUACAUCAUCAUACAGAUAAAUUUGACUGUGUAUUAGGUAAUGUUUUGAGUCUUAUUAAUGGUUUACUUUCGACCCUUGUGGGCAGUUUGAGUGAUUUAUAAAUAAAAAAUAAAAAUCCAGAAAA
This is a messenger RNA of Lutzomyia longipalpis, 989 nucleotides long. RefSeq lists its product as uncharacterized. Bases 10 to 966 code for a protein of 318 amino acids. The record is from RefSeq and is a predicted model, not a curated record. The transcript is spliced from 2 exons. Lineage: Eukaryota; Metazoa; Arthropoda; Insecta; Diptera; Psychodidae.